AUGAACAACCCAAUGGAGUCCUUCUUCCUCUGUCUCGUAGUAUUAUUAGUCUCGAUCCAGACUGCCGAGGCAUGGAUACCUUCCACCAACAAGCCUGCGUCUACUGCUGGGCAGGAUCCCACCACGGCUAGUUUCAGCAGUCGAUUUGACGAAUUGGUCUCCCUUGAUACGGGGACGGAAACUCCAGCAGCAGUGGAUGAGCGUUACUAUUCUGUCCCUCCGACUCAGCCUCAGCUAUUGGUGAAUACCAAACCGCGGAUCACGUUGACAAGAUUUCUGAGUAAUAUCGUCAAGGAAGAUCCUGAGGCCCGUGAUAUGGAAUCCUUGCUCUUGUCCAUCCAAAUGGCCUGCAAAACUAUUAGCAAUCUGGUCAAUCGGGCUGGUUUGGCCAACGAUCUGGGAGAACAGAACAGUGAUUAUUCCGAUGGACGAUUUUACAGCAUGAAACGAUUGGAUUUGCUCUCCACCAUUGUGUUGAAGAAUGCCUUGCAAUUUACGGGGAAAUGUGAAUGUGUGGCUCCCGGACCAAAGGUCGACACCGAAUCGCCUGCGGAACAUCAACCAGGAGUCCUCAUUGCCAGUGCCUUGGAUUCCAACUACGUGACUGUACUGGAUCCUCUGGAUGGCAGUGGCAACGCCGAUGCUUCCAUUUGUACGGCAACGGUGUUUGGGGUAUUUGAACAACCCAAUGAUGAGGAAGACGGGGAAGCCACCACAGCAACAAGUGUUGACGACAAUGAGAAACUGGUUCAAAGCGUUCUACAACCUGCCAAGAACAUGAAAGCUGCAGGAUAUUGCUUGUACAGCAGUGCCACAGUUCUGGUCUUUACGCUGGACCAAGGCGGUGUCUAUGGUUUCACCCUCGAUCCGCAACUGCAAGAGUUCGUUUUGACACACCGGGAUUUGAGCAUUCCGAAACGAGGAAACGUUUAUUCUUGCAAUGAGGCAAACAGUGAAGGAUGGGCAGACGAUUGGAAGUCCUACGUAAAGAGUCUCAAAUUAGGUCAAGGAGAAACCAAGAAACCAUACGCACUACGUUAUGUUGGAAGCAUGGUGGGGGAUAUUCACAGGACUUUGCUGUACGGAGGCAUAUUUGCCUACCCAAGUGAUUCUUUGAGACAUCCUGAUGGCAAUCUACAAUUGUUGUACAAAACAGCGCCCAUGGCCUAUGUAGUCCACCGAGCAGGCGGCAAAGCGAUCGACGGGAGAACUGGAAGUCUUCUGGAAGUGACACCUGAGCGAGUGCAUCAAAAAUCGCCAUGUUUCAUGGGCAGCCCAGAAGAUGUGGAAGAGUUUGAGAAAUACCUGCAGCAGUGA
Messenger RNA from Seminavis robusta, 1317 nucleotides. NCBI's taxonomy places the organism in Eukaryota, Bacillariophyta, Bacillariophyceae, Naviculales, Naviculaceae. The record is from the annotation of a GenBank genome assembly.